Molecule: messenger RNA, 2916 nt
Organism: Parnassius apollo (apollo)
Lineage: Eukaryota; Metazoa; Arthropoda; Insecta; Lepidoptera; Papilionidae
Source: the annotation of a GenBank genome assembly
AUGUCUGAAAGAGAUUACGCACCUUUAAGUACAGCUUGCGUUCGCGGGCUGUGUGACAAACUUUAUGAAAAGAGGAAGUUUGCUGGCGUCGAAAUAGAAAAAAUGGUAAAAGACUUCAAUGAUGCGAACAAUACUAAUCAGAUAAAGAAGCUGAUUCGGGUUUUAGGCCAAGAUUUAAUGUCUUCUACUAAUCCUAAUGUGAAAAAUGGUGCCUUGAUGGGCUUAUCGUCUGUUGCUGUUGGUUUAGGAAAGGGCUGCACUGUGUACCUCAGUGAGCUGCUGCACCCAAUAGUGGCAUGCGUGAGCGAGGGCGAGUCUCGCGUGCGUUACCUGGCAGCCGAAGCGCUAUUUAACGUAUUAAAAAUAGCUCGUGGUGCUUCGCUUUCACACUUUCCACUUGUGUUUGAUGCCCUAGCACGCCUUGCCUCAGAUCCAGAGCCUCAAGUACGUCAGGGUGCCGAACUGCUUGAUCGCCUUGUAAAGGAUAUAGUGACAGAGAGUGGCGCAUUCGAUGUGUCUGCAUUUGUGCCACUGUUACGCGAGCGACUGUACGCGCGCGGCGCGUGCGCGCGGCAGUUCGCAGCCGCCUGGGUGUCGGCGCUGGACGCACUGCCCGCGCUGCCGCUGCUGCCGCACCUGCGCGACCUGCUCGACCCCAUGCUGCACAUGCUGGACGAGCCGCACCCGGAGAUCCGCCGCAUGUACGUACCUCCACACUGCUCACCACCCGCACCCGGAGAUCCGCCGCAUGUACGUACCUGCACACUGCACACCACGUGGGUGUCGGCGCUGGACGCGCUGCCGCGCUGCCUGUGCUGCCGCACCUGCGCGACCUGCUCGACACCAUGCUGCACAUGGGAACGAGCCGCACCCGGAGAUCCGCCGCAUGUACGUACCUGCACACUGCACACCACGUGGGUGUCUGCGCUGGACGCACUGCCGCCUGCCGCUGCUGCCGCACAUGCGCGACCUGCUCGACCCCAUGCUGCACAUGCUGGACGAGCCGCACCCGGAGAUCCGCCGCAUGUACGUACUUCCACACUGCGCAACGUGGGUGUCGGCGCUGGACGUGUUGACCGCACCUGCGUGUCUCUGCUCGACCCCAUACUGCACAUGCAGGAACGAGCCGCACCCGGAGAUCCGCCGCAUGUACGUACCUGCACACUGCACACCACGCGAGUGUCGGCGCUGGACGCACUGCCGCUGCUGCCGCACAUGCGCGACCUGCUCGACCCCAUGCUGCACAUGCUAGACGAGCCGCACCCGGAGAUCCGCCGCAUGUACGUACUUGCACACUGCGCGUGGGUGUCGAUGCUGGACAUGCUACCGCACCUGCGUGUUCUGCUCGACCCCAUACUGCACAUGCUAGACGAGCCGCACCCGGAGAUCCGCCGCAUGUGUGAAGUUCAACUCAACGAAUUUUUAAGAAGUAUUAAGAAGGACCCAUCGCAGGUUGACUUUCAGUCGAUGAUCAACAUACUUAUAACACAUGCACAAUCUCCAGAAGAACUCGUGCAGUUGACAGCAAUCACGUGGAUCAAGGAGUUUGUGGAACUGGCCGGGCCCAGUAUGCUACCGUAUGCUUCAGGCAUUUUAUGUGCAGUGUUGCCUUGUCUUGCCUAUUCUGAUGAGGCCAGAAAAAAUAUACGGGAAACGGCUGCAACAGUAAAUUUUCAACUUACAAAGCUCGUAACAUCAAGCUCGCCUGAGUCUACUCCUGCUCCACAAGGUACGGAAGAAGAUGAAGCGAUUGCUGAUAAAACAUUAACAGAGAGUGAUACAAAUGAAGACCAACAAUCAAAUAACGAAGGAAAGUUGAACUUGGACGCCGUGGUGAGAGUACUUACGCAAAUGCUGCACCAUAGUUCUGUGCAUACCAAAGUUGCUGUUUUGGACUGGAUUUUACAUCUAUACAAUAAACUACCUACUGAGAUGUAUGGGCAUACGGAGGCUGUGUUCUCGCGCGUGGUGGGCAGCCUGGCGGACGCGGCCGACGACGUGUUGCGGCGCGCGCUCGCCGUGCUGGCCGAGAUCUGCUCCUGCCCCGGUGACCUAGAGUCCAGUCCUUAUUAUUAUAAAUUCCUGCAGGCGCUUCUAAAGUUGUUGGCGGCCGACGAAAAUUUAUUAGAAGACAGAGGAGCGUUUAUCAUAAGGCAACUAUGUGUGUUGUUAAACGCCGAAGACAUAUACAAGGCGCUAUCAAAGAUAUUGCUUGAGGAGAAGAAUCUCCGGUUCGCUGCGGUCAUGGUGGAUGUGUUGAAUACAAUUCUGCUCACGGCUGCGGAACUUUACGAUCUGCGGUUACAGCUACGGAAUAUGGAAAAGCCAGGCACAAUGUCGCUGUUCAGGUCGCUGUACCUGUGCUGGUGCCACAGCCCGGUGUCGCUGCUGGCGCUGUGCCUGCUCACACAUCACUACGCGCACUGUAACCGACUCAUCGCCACUUUCGGUGACUUGGAGAUCACAGUGGAUUUCUUGACAGAAGUCGAUAAAUUAGUGCAGUUGAUCGAAUCACCAAUAUUUGCGUACCUGAGACUGGAACUGCUGGGCGGUGCGCAGAGCGAGGCACUGCGCGGCGCGUUGUUCGGGCUGCUGAUGCUGCUGCCGCAGAGUGACGCUUUCCACGCGCUGCGACACCGCCUGCACGCCGCACCGCACCACCCGUACUUGUCGCGAGUGACGCCUUCCACGCGCUGCGACACCGCCUGCACGCCGCACCGCACCACCCCUACUUGCCGCGGUGCGUACACUGUACUGACACUGCAUCUGCUGGUGGUGAUGCUGCUGCCGCAGAGUGACGCCUUCCACGCGCUGCGACACCGCCUGCACGCCGCACCGCACCACCCCUACUUGCUGCGGUGCGUACACUGUACUGACACUGCAUCUGUUGGUGGUGAUGCUGCUGCCGCAGAGUGA